Molecule: messenger RNA, 462 nt
Organism: Fusarium musae
Lineage: Eukaryota; Fungi; Ascomycota; Sordariomycetes; Hypocreales; Nectriaceae
Exons: 2
Coding region: 1-462 (153 amino acids)
Source: RefSeq, a predicted model, not a curated record
AUGGACAAAUUGCUACUUAAGGAAGGCUUUGGGGAUGAAGUUAUCACAAACGACCAGACGGCUCGCGCUAAAGCAGUGAGCAGUCUUAUUGAACAAGAACUUGCACUGGCCAAGGAAGAAAGGAAGAGCGGCUCGAAGCCAACUGAUCCUAAAGUAGCAAAGGAGACUUUGGAUACAAUCCUAACAGAAUAUCGCCAAAAGCAGGCCGAAAUGGAACGAACGAAAAACAAUUCAUUUGAAGACCCGUUCUUGUCUGAACAAUGGGUCGCAAGGGCACAAAGGUUGGAAGAUGAAUAUGCCAGGAAGUAUGGAGUCAGUGUGGACAACAGUGGUAGACGUGUCUCGUGGGCAAAGAGGCAAGGGCUGGCCAAGAAAGAGAAUUCUCUGUUAGGAGCGGUGGAAUCUGAUAAAGAAGCUCAAUUCUUCAGUCAAAUUGCGACCAUGCGAAGAGGUGGCCAAUAG